Molecule: messenger RNA, 1910 nt
Organism: Zonotrichia albicollis (white-throated sparrow)
Lineage: Eukaryota; Metazoa; Chordata; Aves; Passeriformes; Passerellidae
Product: baculoviral IAP repeat-containing protein 5.1
Source: RefSeq, a predicted model, not a curated record
GGUAUUAUCUGGCAAAAGAAAAAAAAAAAAAAGAAUUAAAGUAUCCUAUUUUCAUGUAACACAUGUUACUCUAAAAAUCUGAAUAUAAAUUUCAAGGACAGCAUUCCUGCAUAUACAAUAGACAUCAGUACAGUCCCAGAGGAAUCAAUGAUGUACCAUUUGAAACUCUAGGCAAAAACAUACAAAUGUUCUUUAAUCUCAUUUCAGUCACCACAUCUGGACAGAAUAAUGGGCUGGAUUAUUUUCUGCACUUACUCCAUUUGUAUUUCAGAGAAGAUUUAAAUUUUCAAGUCUCACAAUGCAACAUCCUUCAGAGGUGUUAAGAUCUUGGCUUGGAAAGCUGCUGCAUGCAGCAGUCUUGAAGACACUGAUGUUUAAACUUCUACUGAAUUUAAAUGGACUCUGUACCAAAAUAGGAGACAGUUUAUAAAAUGACAAUGCUUUGAUACUGUGAGCUCCUCCAGAUAUACACCUUUAAAAUAUUACUAUCUAGCAUCUGGCCAUGCUCUAUAAUAUCUUAAAAUAGAACUGAAUACUUAUAAUAUUUUAAAAUAACCACUUUCUCUUUAAAGAAAUGCAACACUACUUGCAAAGACAAUCCUAAGAAUUAAUCUCUGAAUGUGAAACUGAAGAAAGCCUGAAGGAUUCAAUAGCAAUGUCAAUUCAACCCUUUUGCUUGCAAUCAGGAUAGUAUUUUUUAAAACUUUAUAUGCAAAGUUUCUGUAUUUGUAACUAGAGUUUUUAACUUGCAAUUUUUGACAUUUUAACUGUAAAAUCUGCAAUUACCAUAGGUGCAUUCAGUUAAAAAAGCAAAGUUUAAAAGUUCUCUGUUAAAAAAUGUUUGUGUCCUGUGUGAUCAAGGACACAGACUGUGACACAAGGGGAAGAAAUUCCAGCAGCUUCAUUUCCCUUGAUUGUCCUGCCAUGAACUCACCUGUGUCGGGAAGGGACUGAGGCUCUGUCAGGCCUUCCCCUGCUCUCCAGGUGCAAUGUGUCACCCAUUAGCAAAGGCUUUAAAUGGGAGAGCCGGAGGGGGCUCUGCCAUUGGCUGACUGCAGAGAUGGAGAGGCUGCUGCAGGAGCUCAGCUCAGCUUCCAAGCUCUUAAUUGACUACAAGGAGAUGUAUGAGUAUGAGAACCGUCUGAAAACCUUCACCAAGUGGCCCUUCCAGGAAGGCUGCAAGUGCACUCCAGAGAAUAUGGCAAAGGCUGGCUUCAUCCACUGCCCAAGUGCAAGUGAACCAGAUACAGCAAAAUGUUUCUUUUGCUUGUUAGAACUGGUGGGCUGGGAACCAAAUGAUGACCCAUGGGAGGAACACACCAAACGUCGCACCUGUGACUUUUUAGCCCUUCCCAAGCACUUUGAUGAUCUGACAAUGGAGGAAUACUACAUGCUGGAGCUGACACGGCUGAAGACCUUCAUUCGCGAAGUUGGCAACCGCACAAUAAACGCUUUUGAAGAAGAAGUCGCGGCGACGAGGCAGAGGCUGGUGAAUUACUUCGGCUCCGGGGCCUCGCUGCCGGCACCGCCGCCUGUCGAGGAUGAGCCUGCAGGCCAGGAGCCGGGAGGCUCAGCCUCCGGCCCCAAGGAGCCCACGACAAGUGAGCUGUGACCUCCGGCUCUACGAGGGUCUCUUUCUUUGGUGCAAACAUCCCUGUCUGGGUCUGAGUGCGAAUCCAAAGCUGAGCGGGUGUGUGAGGAAGUGUGUGUAGAGAACUGCCCCUGGAUCAGGAGUGAGCACAGCCAGAGGUGGGCUGGCUCUCACCGUGUGCUUCCUUGUUAUUGCUGCGUGUGGAGAUAAGAGUACUUCCACUGCCCUGCCAGCGGGUGAAAAGUGUCUGAGCAAAUACUUCUAUUCUGGUUUUUAGCAAGCUGACUUAUUUCUUUUUGAAUAAAGAUUUACAACAAGA